Tinamus guttatus (white-throated tinamou) is the source of this 2379-nucleotide messenger RNA. The record is from RefSeq and is a predicted model, not a curated record. NCBI's taxonomy places the organism in Eukaryota, Metazoa, Chordata, Aves, Tinamiformes, Tinamidae.
AUGCGUUCAAGGGAAAGAUAUAGGGAGGAUCAGGACUUGGCAGAAUUAAACCAACCUUUCCUAAAUUCUGAGGAUCGUCGCUUUCUCCGAGAAUCCAUAGGAAGUCUAGAGAAUUAUAUACCAUCUGCUACAAGCAACACAGAUGUAGAAGGGCUAGUUAUGGCAAAAGAACAGCUCCCUGGAAAAUCUGAGGAGGAGGAGGAGCACGGUUUGGAAUCUGCUAACGAGGAGAUAACUGAGUCGCAAACUUUUAACCCACAGGAAAAAGGAGGACAAAAUUCAGAUGAGACAAUGGGGCAGAUCACUGAGAAAACAAGAGAAGCCUUUAAUCUCCUAGCUAAAGGUGAAAAUCAGAGAGCAGUUGAUUUGCUUUCCAGUGUCAUCAAGCUGAAUCCAUACCUUGCCAGCUCAUACAUUAACAGAGCCACUGUCUUCCUGCAGCUGCGUAAGCCAAGCACGGCCAUUAGUGACCUUGAUAGAGCUAUUGAACUCGAUCCUAAUUCAGCAAAGGCCUAUAAAUUCCGAGGAAAAGCCUUUCAGCUUUUGGGACAAUUAAAAGAAGCAGCCUGUAACAUUUCCUUGGCUUGUAAAUUGGAUUCUGAGGGGCAGGCUAAACUUGAUUGGGAGGGAGAGGCCAGUGAAGAGACUGAGAUUGCUCAGAGUGAGUUGGAGAUAGAUAAUGAAGGGAUAAUUGAACCAGAAGAUGAGCUCCCAGAGAUGGGAGAUGAGAAUUUGAAGGUAACUAGUGACAUGAUGAAGCAGGCUGAUGAAAAGAAAAAGGAGGCUUUUGAUGCAGUAGGAAGAGGUGAAUUUCAAAGAGCCAUUCAGCUCUUUACUGAUGCCAUCAAACUGAAUCCACAACUUUCUACUUUGUAUGCCAACCGAGCCAGUGUCUUUGUACGGCUGCGAAAGCCAAAUGCUGCCAUUAGAGACUGUGACAAAGCCACAAAAAUCAACCCAGAUUCUGCACAGCCCUACAAAUGGAGAGGGAAGGCAUAUUGGCUCCUGGGACACUGGCAACAGGCUGCCAAGGACCUUGCAUUGGCUUGCCAGCUGGAUUAUGAUGAAGAUACCAAUGACAUGUUGAAGGAGGCUCAGAGAAGAGUCCAAAAAACUACUGAACACCAAAGAAAGUAUGAGGAAGACCAAGAGGCAAAGGAAUCAAUGGAUGGAUUGCCAAAGGUGAGAAAAUCCAUGGCAGAAGAGGAGAGGGUUCAGUGUCUGACUUCUCAAGAAGGGGAAGGUCACCUUCAGAAUCUCAAAAAGCACAAACAGGUUCACUUUUGGACCUUCCAAAAACCUGCUAAUGAUUGCUUUAGGGAAUCUGAGGAGUCAAAAAAACAUCCACUGGAAGCUUCACAUGGGGCUGAAAGAGAGGAAGAGCGCAGCAGAGAACUGAAGAGUGAAGAUAGUGAACUCAGUACUGAAAAUGAACGAGGCUUUGAAGACGAUGAAGAUAUUCAGGAAAUGGGAGACGAAAAUCUGAAGAUAACUAACAAUAUGAUGAAGCAGGCCAAUGAAAAGAAAAGGGAAGCCUUUCAUGCACUGGGAGCAGGUGAACUUCAUAAAGCUGUUGACUUGCUUACUGAUGCCAUCAGACUGAACCCACAACGUGCGGUCCUGUAUGUAAACCGGGCCAGUGUCUAUGUAAAGUUGCGGAAACCAAAAGCUGCCAUUAGGGACUGUGAUAAAGCUAUAAAAAUCAACCCUAACUCUCCACAGCCCUACCAGUGCAGAGGGAAAGCAUUCCAGCUCUUGGGUCACUGGAACAAGGCUGCCAAAGACCUUGAACUGGCUUCCCAGCUGGAUUAUGCUGAAGACACCAAUUUCAUACCAACAGAUGAACAAAAGAAAGCUCAUAAAAUCUUGGAAGAGCUGGAGAAAGCACAAAAAAAGGCCAUAGAAGAACUUGAGAGAGCUCAGAAAGAAUUCCUCAGUGAGCAAAAGGAAGUUCAGAAGAAAGCCCUGGAAGAGCAGGAGAGGGCUCGGAAAGCCCUGGAGCAACUGGAGAGAUCCCAGAAACAUUAUAUGGCAAGACAAGGGAACUUAAAGAAGAAAGUCUCAGUGCACUGGGAAAGACCUGAAAAAAGCAUUCCCGAGGAAAAGAUGCAAUUUCAGAAAAAUGCCAAGGAAGAGUGCGGGCCACCUGGCAAUAUGUUAUCUGGGGAAUUGGAAAUAACUCAGAAGAAGGACUUAAAAGAUCAGGCAAAAGCUUCUUUUCAGCAGGGAGGAGACUGGGAUAAAGAAGCAGAAGAAGAGACAGCAGGUCGGAGAGCUGUUAGGGAGGAAGGGCCAAGCCCUGGGAGGAGUGCAGACGAACCCGAAGGCUCACUGAGACCAAUUGCAAAGUCCAUUUGGGACUUCUUUGAAUCAGGGUAG